Molecule: messenger RNA, 2907 nt
Organism: Sordaria macrospora k-hell
Lineage: Eukaryota; Fungi; Ascomycota; Sordariomycetes; Sordariales; Sordariaceae
Source: RefSeq, a predicted model, not a curated record
AUGACGUCCACACUCGGCCCAUAUGAGACCUACAAGCGUGAUAUCGGCCCCUUCGUCUACUGGGUCUUGCAACAAUCCAACGCCGUUGUCCGGUCUCUGCCAUUGUCAAACACAAUCGUCCAUCAAGUGUCUCUCGACAAACCGCAGAUCGCCCCUGAAAGCCUCGUUUCCCACUGCAAGCUCAUCGGCAAGCUCCUUGUCAGCAAGGAAGAUAUUCCAAAGCCCGUCACGGCCUUGCUUCAAUCCGUCAUGGACGAGCUAGCGGCUCCCUAUGCCACCUUUCAACGUCUCGCAACCAACAAGUCACACCCCGACGUCAAGAAUGGCAGUGCUUCCCUCAACGCCUUGCUCACAGCCCUGCGAGACUGCGCCCUCGCUCUCCACUGUUGGGAAUUGAUCCUGCAUCCUGAUACCUUGUCAGACUACCUGUCUUCCUCCCUUCCCUUCACCAAAGAAAAGCUCGACGGGAUGGACUCAGAGCAAGCAACCCCUCAGGAAUUCGGCCAUCGGGUUGGACAUCAGCGGAAACAAGCUAAGCCUGGUAAAGGCAAGAGGGCUAGGCGCAGGAAGGAGGGCGAGGCAUGCAAGGCCAAGGCCAAGGAUACCGAGAAGGGACCUCCCGUCGACGUGUUCGUGGAGUCGAUGAAGGAGCCGCUAGAGAGCUUCGGUGUGACUCUAGGUCAGGAUGGCAUUAAAAUCGAUUACAUCAUGGCUGUCUACGAGUUAUUCGAAAAGUGUUUUGAGCUCAGAGCAUAUCUUCAGGAGGUGUGGUACGAGGUUGCCUACGAAGGGCUCAAUAUCGCAGUAGCGGGUGCCCUUUCCAACAUGGCCAUUUUGCAGGUACAACGUUCCGAGGAAAGGCUUUUGGCAGGCUUUCCUGAAGACAAAAAGACGUAUCACAGCGUCAUGGGCAUCAUGUCUUCCGUCUUUGGAUUCGACGCCGAGGCAGAGAGCUCGGAAGCCAACAAAGGAGAGGAUGCCAAGGAGAUGUUUCUAGUGCAUACCUACCACGAUCUUCUGGAUUUUCUUACUGAUUACCGGAAGAGUGAAAACGGUAGACCGACAAAAGGAAUGAUGAAGGAAGUCAAACACUGGAAACACGACUUCGACCUCAGACACGCCACCACGGAAGAACGUCUCAAAUGGCGUCGUUUAUACACCAUUCGCUGGCUAUACCACCUAGUCGAUCAAUGCACCCUCGGGAUGAUGGCGGUGGCCAGCGUUUGCCACAAAAAUAUCCCGGACCGUAAAAAGGCUGAAGAAGCACAAAAAGAAGCACAACGCCGAAAAAUGUUGGGGAUCCAUGAGUUUGCCGCGUUUAUCAAAUAUCUCACUUACGAGAAGUCCGACAUUGGUAUUCGCGAGAUGAUUCACCCUCAUCAUGUUUUUCAACUACAGUGCAUUGUCGAUUCGCUUGCUGUUACAAAGGGUUGGACAUUUGAUCUACUCAAGGGGCACGUUUUGAUUGAACCUCCGCACGCCAACAAGUUCAGCCCAAUGCGCGAUGUAAAUCAUUUUCUACUAAACAUCGGCGACAAACAGGCAGGCUUCCUCAAGGGAUUCUUGGACUUGAAAGACAAAUUGACGGCAGAGGGCGCAGGGCGUCCAGCGACAGACAACUAUGCGCAAAUCCAAGCGAUACUCAAGUCCGCCUGCGAUAUAUACUGUCAGUUUGUCGGAGAAGGACCAAACUUCUUGUGGAACUGUUCGCCCUUUCUUUGCGGCGUCAGCCUUGUAGAAGCUCUAGACUUUCAACUUACCUCCAUGAUGCAUGUCUGGGGGCAACAUCGUGAACCUGUGAUACUAAUGCACUUAUACAACAUGCUCCUCCGCGAAGGCUAUCUCGACAAGCGCAUUGAUUUGUUCGAAAGCCUACAGCUGAUGUUCUUAAAUGGCGUCUUCGCGGGUGGAAAGAUGUUUGCCUUAGGCUAUGCCGGGGGCCUAACUCACCAUGUCAAGCUCCUGGACUACUUCGCCGAUAUACAGAACAACAAUAAAGCAAUGUGGAGGGCACCGACUGGUUCUGGGAUAUCCUAUUGUCCUACAAACCCACAUGGUUCUUUCUUGGUGCGCUUACGCGACAAGGCAUGGAACUGUUUCGAUAUCUCUGAAGGGGGAUUGCCUCUAGAUGCGUUUCGUGCGAGGCUUAGCAUUGCUCAAGCGAAGCAGGUUCAUGAUCAUAACACUGGGAAGAAAAGUUUAGAGGGAACAGGGCUUGUUAAGAUGGCCAGGGCCGCACUUCCCGCCGAAGGCCUCACUGAAGACCUCGCCGAGAAAAGGUUGUUAGAUUUGGCGGAUGGGCUGCGGGAACUCCUCCUGACGGAAAGGCAACGAGCACAAGCUUCAGAUGGCAGGCCGGUCCAAAAUGACACGAUAUGUCUCAGCACCAGUGAGUGGUUCGACGUCGCAAAGGUCGAUAUCCAGGCCGAUGUCGAGGGCGACCGUCCUUUCUGCGGCCUCAACUACGCCAAGCUCACGUGCCACGUACUCGACAUUUUUAGAGAUAUCGAGAAAGAGCUACACGCUUCGGGCAGCGAGACUUAUUCCGUUAUGUACGGCGAUGACGGCGAGUAUUACAAAAAGUUCCCCACAAGGUCAGGCGCACGUUUUAUCCUUUUUGCGACCGCCUUGACGCGGAGAGACGAGAAACUUCUUCAGAUUGCCGCUAGGACUUUGGCGAAGUCGGCCCGGUUGUUGUCGGAGUACGUUUUUUGGGAUAAGCUCAAGUUUGGUGGCACCGGGAGAUCAUCAUCGCCAGAGACGGAUAGUGAUGAUGAUGAUGGCAUUGAAACUGAUGCCACUUCUUGUACUAUGCCCCUGGAGGAGGAGGUUGUUCAUAUGGAUGAGUGCGUGGUUGUCAAGGGCGUGGCUUUGGAUGACGGGACUGUGUUGGUCAGGAAGACAUGA